AUGGGUUCACCACGUGUUGGCAAAAAUCAACUCAUUAAUGCAAUAUGUAACGGUGAGAAUAAAGCUGAAAUCAGUGCUAGUUUGAAUUCAUGUACCAAAGAUGUCACAUGUUACUUUUUGGAAGACAAUCAACAACAAAUGCCUGGUGUAAAACCAUUUCGAGUUAAUUUUUAUGAUACACCAGGGAUCGAAUCAUGGACUGAUCAAGGUGGAACAACAGCUAUGCGUAAAUUUAUUGAAGAGAAAGAUUCUGUUUGUGUUAUCUACUGUGCUGCGCCUGGAACAUUCGCUGACUUAGCACAAAUUCGUCCGAUAUUAAAAUUUUGUCAAGAAAAAAAAUAUUUUGAGCUUUCGUCUGCACGAAUAUGUGGUCGAAUGCCUUUCGAAAAGAAGUCAUUCCAGUUUAAUAUAGCAGUUUGUGGUUCGACUUGUGUUGGCAAAAGUACUCUUGUUAAUGCUUUAUGUGGAAAAGAAGUAGCCAAAACGAGUAGCAGUUUAUGUUCAAUAACUAAUGAAAUAAAAAAGUAUGUGUUGAAUCGAACUUGUCAAUCAGUUAAUGAAGCUUCAAGUUCAACUGAAUAUACGAUUACAGUUUGGGACACGCCGGGUAUUGAAUCUUGGACUAUAGAUAAUGUUCAAAAACAUUUUACGCAAAUUAUGGUUGAAAGUACGCCACUUUGUAUGAUUUAUUGUGCGUCUCCAGGUUCGUUUGCUCGGCUCAAUCAAUUAAAAUGGCUUGUCGAAACAUGUAUUAAAUCCAAUAUUUUUUGUGCUCUUGUCUGUACGAACAAGUACAGUGGAGGAAGUAAACAACGUGCUGAAGUAUUAAAGGAUUUUCAUUCACUUCUUACUAGUUAUCACGCUAUGACACGUGAAGAAGCCAAUAUAAAAUAUUAUGGAAAUGUUGCUUUGUGUACAUCAGUGAAUAGUAUUAUUUACGAAGAUAUGGAUUAUGGAGUUAGAAAAGACGUUGAAGGUAUUAACGAACUUAUUUUUGCCAUCAUAACAUCGUUGAAAGAUGAUAAACUCGUCGCUUGGUGUUACACUAUUGCUGAAAAUGAAUCAUUCUGGUUGACGAUGCGUGAUAAAGUUGUAGAAUUAUUCAAUAUAUCUCGACCUAUUCUAGAAGAACUUCUUCAAAAACAUGGCAAAGAUAUGGCAAAAUUUAUAAUACCAUUGGUGAUGAAUGCAGUUUUUAAGAAGUUAUGA
Molecule: messenger RNA, 1209 nt
Organism: Rotaria sp. Silwood1
Lineage: Eukaryota; Metazoa; Rotifera; Eurotatoria; Philodinida; Philodinidae
Source: the annotation of a GenBank genome assembly